Messenger RNA from Parnassius mnemosyne (clouded apollo), 315 nucleotides. The record is from the annotation of a GenBank genome assembly. Lineage: Eukaryota; Metazoa; Arthropoda; Insecta; Lepidoptera; Papilionidae.
AUGGUUCGACCCAGCUGCCUGCUUACUUGCUGCCUCCUUGGAGCCCUCCUCUUAAUUGUUCCCGCUUCUUCUUACCCCAGUCCCAACAACUACCACCUGGAGGAAGGCCAAUAUGAUCCAGAAGAAAUUAUGGAUAUGCUAAACCGCCUCGGAAACCUUAUCCAAAUAGAACGCAAAAUGGAGAACGAGAAGCGUGCUCUGGAUUUGGGUCUCAGCCGUGGAUACUCCGGCGCUCUUCAAGCCAAGCACCUCAUGGGACUCGCGGCCGCCAACUACGCCGGUGGCCCUGGCAGGAGGCGUCGUGAUGCCCAUUAA